UUGCAACACAAAAUUAAAAUUUGGUAGUGUGAAUAGUUUAAAAAAAUCAUCCUAAGUUUACUAAAUUUAAAAAUUACUAUUAAGUACCUAAUAUAGUAAGGCUCUGUUAAUAUACGAGUAUAUAAUGUCUAUAUAAAUACAUUUUAAAAUCAAUCAAAAUGGCAAAUACAGUGAAGGAAUUAUUGAACAAUAAUAAAGCCUACGACUACGGAAAAGAUUACGAAAUAGGAAUAUUUGCUUACCUAGCUAUCAAAAGUACCCUUUCUUCUGAAAUUGAAGACUUCAAAAUCGCCAUUAACGCAAUAGGGCAUAAAAAUUUAGAUGAUAUAGUUUUACAAGUGUAUGAAAAAGAAACACUCAAAGAGAUAUAUUUAUUUCAACUAAAACACAAACUGAAGGUUAAUAAAUCUGUAAAGCAAUUUAGGGAUUUUAAUAAAUACGAAACAAGUUACAAUCAGUUAAAGAACAUAUACAAUACAAAACUAACCUCCAUAUUAUUUACUGACUCUAAAUCUGAGGCGAAUAAAAUGAUUGAGCAAAAUGAUAAUAACAACAACUUUUUAAAUUACAUCAAUACUCAAAACAGUGAAUCAAGGAUAUAUAAACCAAAAGUUGAGGACUCUGAUUUUUACCAAAAUUGUUAUAUCUUAACAGACCAAGUCCAUGCUAAAAAGUUGGAAGAAUAUUUUUAUAAUAAUGUUUUUGAAAGAAAUGUGCCAAAAGAGGUAAUAAAAAAAAUUCUUGAAUUCUUUAAAAUAUCAAUGGCCGAAAGAAAGUCACCGUUUUGCAAAGAAGAUGUCCUUAUUAUUUUAAAAGAGGUUAUAUUACAUCCCUGUGUCGUGUUUUUUGGGGAAAAUAAAGAAAGAACCGAAAAAAUUAAAAAUGCAACCGAAGUCUUACAUAUUUUUAAUCGAUUUCCUUUGACGGUGGUUUCAAAAGAUUUACUAUCAUGUUUUGUCAAAGAAAAAGUCGAGACAUACUUUAAAAUUAAAAUUAAAGAUUGGAAGAAAGAGUUAAGUGAUGAAGAGGAACAAAGUUUGGUAUACAAAAAUGAAAAGCUUAAAGUUCACGGAAUACGAAGAAAACCUUUUGGUGAACUAACCCAUGAGGGGUUGGUUUAUUUGUUGUGGAACCUGAACGAAAUUCCACUAAUAGUGAAAUAUACAGAAGAAUAUAAAAAACAAAUUGAUUACCUUCUAAACACAGUCAAUCAUGUUGCUCAACGCUCAAUUGUUUUGGUAUGCGAACAGAAAAUUGUACCACCAGAUUAUAACAAGUUAAAAGUAUUUAAAACGUUGGGUGAUUUAGAUGGGAAUAAUGUUUUAAACGCUAUACAAAUAUCUCUGCAAAAAAAAGCCAAAAUAAAAUUAAAAGAUUUAACUGGUAAAGAAUUCUUGAGAAGAAUAACACCUACCACAUACCUGGAAAUAAUAAAUAGAAAGUCCUUUGGAAUAGAUUUUGUUGAAACCGAUAAAUAUAUAUCAAGAAAACUUGAUAUACAUCAGUUUAAGAGUGAAGUUUUAAGAAAAAAUAAAUAUUUAUUUGUUAUACAUGAGGACCGAUCCCAAGUUAAUUUAGAGGACUAUAUUAAAAACAUAGAAUCAUACGAAACGAAAAAUAUUGUUUAUUCCAACAAAAGUUUUUACGAAACAAUUAAAUUAGUUCAACCAAUAAAGAGACCAUGGUUGUGCCUUUCUAAACACGAAAACAACUAUGUUUGUUAUUUACAUAAUGGCUGUAUUAAUGAUAGAGAAUUAAGAGAGUAUCAAGUAAGCAAUGUAGUCAAUGAAAAAUAUCUUCUAGAAACAAAAUUCCCUAUAAAUUUAAUUUGUGGAACUGCUGGAAUGGGCAAGACCACUCUACUGAGGAAUAUCGAAAGGAAUAUUAAAAAUAAUUACUUCACCGUCUACCUAAACAUACCGGAGCAUGUCGUGUUUUUAAAAAGUUUUAACGAAACCAGCGACAUCAACUCGUUUUUGGAGUACAUAGCGAAAUGUCAACUUCAUAGCGAAAGCGAUAAAAAUCUUCUUCAAUUCAUGAAGGAUUUAUUGCACCAUCUACUCAAAACAAACCAAAUGGUUCUUUUAUUCGAUGGCAUAGACGAGGUGGACUUUGACUGUCAAAUCAUUAAACACAUCUACACAAAAUUAGGUGCCACCAUCUUCAUAACAACCAGAGGCGCGAAAAAAAUAGAAUUAGAAAAUAUUUUGAGUGUGCAGUCCAUUGAACUUAAAGAAUUCGAUCAACAGGACCAAACAAAGUAUUUAAAUGAAUCGGAUGUCAAACCAAACUUCAUCAAAAAUAUACUUAAGUGUGUUAUGACAGAUUUCUUAGGAAUACCGCUGAUUUUAAAGUUAGUUAUUGAUAUCCAUCCUUCAAUAACAUAUAAAGAAAAUGUUGAUAUAAUAUACAUAUUUGAUACCUACAUAAAACAAUACACUGAAUGUUACCAAAUGCCUAGUUUCUUUACACGCUUCUACGAGAAAGUGGCAUUUCUGACAUUUUUUGAUUAUUCUUUGAUAAGUGAUAUUUUUGAUAUGGACGAUUUGAUCAAUGAUAUACAGGAUUUUAAGAUCAGUUACAAAGGAAAUAAAAUCAUAUCAGGAUUUCUCAACAAUGAGACUGCUCUAUUUAUACAUAGGUCGUUUGCUGAAUUUCUUUGUGCUCAAUAUUUACACAAGAUUGCCAAGAAAGUGAAGGACAAAUUUAAAGUACUAUAUGAACUUUUAUAUACAGAGGAACUUUUAAAUGUCAGAUAUUUUUUUGAUCUAAUGGCUACCAGAGAAAGAGUUCACCAUGAUCUCUUUCAUAAGAAGAAUAUAUCCUUAAGUGAUUUAGAAGAAGUGGAUGUUUUGGGUAGAACACCCUUACAUCUAGUCAUGGGUUAUGGUGGUAGAUAUACCUAUCCAUAUGAAGUUACAGGAGUCAAAAACUUCGGAAAACAACAAAAUAAAAUCCACAUAAUACAAAAACAGUUUUCAUUGGAUGAAAAAUUAUUAGACCGUAUUUUACAGUUGAUGAAAAAUAACAAUUUGGAUAUUAAAGAAGAUUUAUUAGGGUAUUUGCCUCAUGAGUAUGCUUUCUUGUCGCGGUCUUUUAUGUUCCUCAAUAUAAUUUGCCAACACUUUCCCCUACAAGUUUCAAUUCCACCCAUAUAUGAUAAGGCACUUUUUGUUUACAUAGCAGUAUGGCACAAUCUCUAUAAUGUCUUUAAAGAGGUGAUCUUUAAAUUGCAUCAAAAUAAUUUUGAACUGUCCCGAGACUUUCAGUUGAGUUUUGUCGAAGAAUGGGAUCAUCACAACACUGCUUUUACUCAGAGCCACAUCAAGGAUUUAAGGAAUCAAGUCACCUCAGAUUGGGAGAAAACCAUUUUGCACGUGGCAGCCGAAAAAAAUCACUGCAAAAUAAUAAAAUUCAUACUCGAACAAAAUAUAUUGCAUGUUGAUACGCUCUCUCUCAGCAACAAAACUGCAUAUUACUUUGCUGCAAAGGCAGGUAAAUCCGAAGCAAAAAAUGUUUUGAAGGAGAAAGGAGCAAAUAUAAAUCUAUCGAUUUGUGAUACGGUCAAACCGAAAGAAAUAAUUGAUUUGUCGGAACUUAUUAAAAAAGGAAUCGAUUUUGAAACAAUAAAGAAUAAAAUUGAAAUACAUAAAAUAGACAUAAAUGAGUAUGAUGUGGACAAUUGCACUCUUCUAUACAGAGCUGUUGAAUGUAGCCACAUAAAAGUUAUAAAUUAUUUGUUAAAGUCCAAAGCAAAAAUUAAUAAAAAAAGUAAAAGUAAUCUUGAAAGUGUUUUACACUGUGCCUCUGCUAAAUCAACUCCUAAAGUAGCAGAAAUUCUAGUGAAUCAAGGAAUGCGUAUUGAAGACCUCGAUAAAGACGGAUGGACCUCAUUGUUUCAUGCUGUGAAUAGUAAUAAUACUGACAUGAUUAACUGGUUGAUAAAUAAAAAAGCUGAUUUUAAUCAUUUGGAUUGUAAAAGGAGGAGUAUAUUGCACAUUAUGGCUUGGAAAUGUAAACCAGAUCUCGCCGAUUUGUUCAUAAAAAAAAACCGUCUUGAUGUAAAUUGCCAGGAUUUAAACGGGUGGACCCCUUUAUUUUCUGCUAUUUAUGGAAGAAACUGGAACAUGGUGAAAUGGUGGUUGACAAACUGUGAUGUAAACAUCAACUACAAAGAUAAAAAGGGAAUGAACAUAAUGCAUAUGGUUGCUAAGCAUGGAAAUACUGAAAUCGCUAGAUAUAUAUACGAGAAAUAUCCAGAAGAUAUUCCGAGAAAAGUUAAGAAUGAAAAUAAAUACAGUAAAACUCCAUAUAUGAUAAUAUCAAAUGAAAUAUUGAAUGCUAAAGAAAAUACAAACUUUGACGAGAAGGAAGAACUCAAACAGUGGUUUUUGAAUUUUUACUAAAUUUUGUGAAUACAGGGUAGCCCAACGAAAACAAAACAGGCAGUGUGGAAGUGCUCCAUCUUGUUGGAACACUGAAUGGUCUUCCAAGUGGCAGUCAUAGUUUUAAACCUUGAACAAUAACGACCAGUAAUACGGUUCUUCAUUCAGGUUACCAUCAAGAAAAAUGGCGCCAGACAAUAAGUUAUUGAGGAGUUGGAGUAAAAAACAGAUGUCAUCAUUGGAUUUUUUUUUUCAUUUAGUUCGUGGACCAAAUAAAUCUUGAUAUCGAAGGAUCCGUUUGAUGGUCCUUUUAGGAGUGUUAGUAAGCGUAGCCAAUUUCCUUGUGCUCGUUUCGUUUUCGUUGGGCCGCCCUGUACAUACAGUGACCGGCAUUCUUCACGAAAUUGAUUUUUCAAGUCUUCUAAAUUUUGUGGUCUGUUGAUGUAGACUUUUGAUUUAAGGUAGACCCAUAAAAAAUAAUUGAGAGGAGUGAAAUCUGGAGAUCACGCUGGCCACUCUUUCGGUCCUCGUCUGCCAAUCCACCUCUUAGAAAAACAUGUGUCCAAAAAGUACAUUUCUGCUAAUGUGCCCAGAUAGCACAAGAGGUACCUAGGACGUCCAUUUCGGGUCCGAAUGUUCCAGACCUAUAUCGGAAGUUUUGGACUCUUCAAUUCUGUAAAGCUUGUCCAAUAUUCCCCAAUAAAGCAUUUCAGGACGGCCAGAGGAUGUAUUACUUAGGACGUUGGGGACCGACGAUUUGGUAACAUCAGAUGUCCCUGCCUGAUUCGGACGUACUCGGGACUUACUAAUGUCUAAUACAAGAUAUCCUCAGGACGUUUCCAGUACUUCUUUGUGCUAUCUGGGUGGAAACUCUUCUUUUGCAAAAAUUCCAAAUACGGUUCUGUCAUAUUCUCGUCAAAGAAGAAAGGACCUUUGAUCCGAUUUUCUACCAUUUUUGCCCAUUCAUUCACUUUUGCCGGUAUUGGGAAUUUGCCCCUACUAAGAUUUUCUCUGCUCCAGUACUUACAAUUUGGUUGACUGUACCAUUCAAACAGAAGAUAGUUUCAUCCAAAAAAAAUAUUUUAGGAGGAAAGUGUGGAUUAUUCUUACAUAAAUUUAUUAUAGUUUCACAAAAUUGUAGUCUACGGUCCGGAUCAUCUUCGUUAAGUUCCUGCACUAGUCUAAUUUUGUAUGGAUGGAACUUGGUACGUAAUACUGAGCGUUGGCUGUCUUGACUUUCAGCUGCGACUAGACUAGAAGCACUGUGAGGAUCUUCUUCUAAACUUAACAAAAUGUCAAUUUUAGUGUCUUCACUAAUACUUGGACGGCCAGGUUUUCGAAUAUCUUUGACAUGUCCAGUAUCUCUGAAUUUCCGUUCAAUUUAACUAACCGUAGCACGAGUAAUAGGUCGAGCUGGAUACUUUGCAUUAAAUAAAUUGCAAUUUUCUUGUUGUGUUCUAGUUUUAUUGUCACAUUCUAUGAGAAUUAAAACUAUUUUCUGUGUUUCCGUUAAAUGGCCUAUAUUUAAAUACUUCAAAAUAUUUGGAGAACGCUUAAGAGACAGAUACUUCAUUGAACGCUCAACUAAAAGUUUUUACAUCUAGUAGUUUUUAUGCUAACAAAGAUAUAUAAAAUAAAAAACUUUCAUAUAUCGACACUAUCCACACUUUUGACGGUCACAGUAUAUUUAAAUGUAAUGAAACUUUGGUAAACAUCUUCUACUUCUUCUUGGAUGUGAAAACGUUUUCGUCUUUAGGUCACCCUUUAGCUUUUGUAAACCUAAAAAUAAAUGUACUUUAUUGAAUAAAUGUGUUAAUUAAG
This is a messenger RNA of Brassicogethes aeneus, 6206 nucleotides long. The record is from the annotation of a GenBank genome assembly. Lineage: Eukaryota; Metazoa; Arthropoda; Insecta; Coleoptera; Nitidulidae.